AUGGAUAUUGGCGAAGAACGUCUUGAUCCGGAAGACCUACUUAAGGAGGAUAACCCAAAAAGAUGGGAAAUAUUUGUGGAUGGAUCAGUGAACAGUCAGGGAAAUAGGAUAGGAAUUGUCUUUGUCUCACCAGCCGGGGAAAUAAUAGUCUAUUGUUUCAGAUUGGAGUUCGAAACUACGAACAAUGAGGCUGAAUACAAAGCCGUCAUAGAAGGAUUGAGAUUGGCAGUCGAAAUGGGGUUGGAAGACAUCAGGCUUACUAGUGAUUCACAACUAGUCAUUCGCCAGUUGGAUGGGCGAUAUAAAAUCAACGAUCUCGCGCUACAAAGAUAUUCACAACUGGCGAAAAAAUACACUGAUCGUAUUACAAGUGUUAUAUGGAGACACAUAGGUCGGAUAAACAAUCGACAUGCAGAUGCUCUCGCCUUCAUCACUUCAAUGAUGGUGAACCCUGGAACAAGAUUCAUUUGGAUUGACAGUUUGAGGCAACCAUCAAUCUACAUUCGAGGAUGUGCUGUGGAAGUUAUAAAUAUAGAAAAUAACACUGGAAGCGUUGAAAACACCAACUGGAGGAUCCAAAUCCACAAAUAUUUACAAAAUGGAGAGACACCCCGCGAUAGGUUGGAGGCACAUAAACUCAAAAGUAGAGCUACAAACUAUGAACUACGCGACGGAGUAUUAUACAAAAGGUCCUUCCAAGGGCCACUUUUAAGAUGCUUAUCACCAGAAGAAGGCAUCGAGAUUAUGAAAGCUAUACACUAUGGGGACGCUAGGAAUCACAACGGAACAAGGUCUUUGGCUCUCAAAACUAGAGGGAAAGGUUACUAUUGGCCACACAUGCACGAAUAUGCAAAGGAUAUCGCAACUAAAUGCGAAGAAUGCCAAAGAUAUGGGAAACGCAUCCACGCACCAGGAAGAACCUUAAAUUCCGUGUUAAGUGUUUGGCCCUUCGCGAAGUGGGGCCUGGAUAUAGUAGGACCCCUCAGUGAAAAUUCUACUCCACUAUACCCCCAGAGAAAUGGCCAGGCAGAGGCAACUAAUAAGACCCUGGCAGACAUUCUGAAGAAAAAACUCGAUGGUCAUCAUAAAGGAUGGUGCGAACAGCUCCAUAACACUCUGUGGGCAUACAACACGACACGGCGGGAAGCUACUGGAAUGUCUCCCUUCUGUCUAACAUAUGGUGUAGAGGUUGUUCUACCAACAGAAGUUAUCAUACCAACCACUAAGCGAGAAUCUUGGGAGAAGAAUUUAAAUACAGAUCUCAUAUUGAAGAAACUCGAUGACGCAUAA
Messenger RNA from Papaver somniferum (opium poppy), 1290 nucleotides. RefSeq lists its product as uncharacterized. The coding region runs from base 1 to 1290 and encodes 429 amino acids. The record is from RefSeq and is a predicted model, not a curated record. Lineage: Eukaryota; Viridiplantae; Streptophyta; Magnoliopsida; Ranunculales; Papaveraceae. The transcript has 2 exons. Gene Ontology annotation, molecular function: nucleic acid binding; RNA-DNA hybrid ribonuclease activity.